UUUUUUUUUUAGCCCGUCGCUAAAAUUUACGUGUCUGUGUAUUCUCUACCAUUUCUGCCAGCAGCCAGUAAAAACCAUUUUAACUUUCAAUGACGGUCGACGAUGAAUCGUUUGAAGGCUGGCAGGGCUCAGUCUGACGAAGCUGAAAAGUACGCGGGGAAGUUCCCUAGGAAAUCCCCCUUCGACUGUUCGGGGAUAUUAUGCUCGACAAUGAUGCGCCAAACCCCCGACACAAUCGAGCUCGUCGAUCCAUUUCUAACGACCCGGGGCCGGGAGCUGAGGCGUCAAAUGGUGGAUUACUGAGAGCGAUCUUUCUGUUUUAACCUACCAGACCUGCAAUGGACGACGGCAGUAUGAAGACGGAGAACGACGCGCUGAAAGACAAAUUCCGGAGUUACAGCACGCUGAACACCCUCUACCACGAGACGCGGCAGGAAAUCGACCUUCUGAACAAACAGAUCUUUCUGAAGGACAAUAUCAUCGCGGAUUUGAAAGCGAGGCUGGGGAGAUACGAGAGGAUCUACAUGACGGUGGGAGAUCACGAGUCUGUGGUCAUCGGGCCGUCCAAGUCCUUGCUGGAGAGCUUGUGUAAAGAAAUAUGCAAACUGAAACAGAAGAGGAACGAUAUGGAGUUCAAGGCGUCUCGACAAGAAGAGGAGAUCCAGAAGCUGAGUUUGCAGCUCCGAGAGAAGGAGCUGGAGCUGGAGCGUGUCAGGUGCCAGCCGGACCACGAGAAGGACCAGGAGAUCGAGAGACUGCGGUCGGCCUUGGAGGAGAGGGAGCGGUCCGAGGCCACCAGAGCGGUCCUCUGCACCUCCCUGGCGGAAGAGGCUGACCAGCUGCGCAGCCAGCUCGGUGCAACCGUGAAGGUGUGCCAGGAGCUGCUGGCGAGGCUAGAUAAAAAGAAGGGGGAAGGAGAAAUGGAGGAGGUGGCCCAGCAGCAAAAGGAUAAGGAGACAGCAGAGCCGUCCGACAUGAGUGCGGUUAAAGCUCAAAUCCGUCAACUUCAGGAGGAGAAUAAACAGCUAAAGCAGCGAGUGACCUACGUACAAGGUUUGAAUUCCCAGUGGCAGAAGUAUGACUCUAGCAGGGAGGAUUAUAUCAGAGGUUUAUGUCAGAGGCUGAAGGAGACCACUGGGCAGGGCUUGAUGCCUGGGAUGGGUUCCGUCAGCAGUGGGUUGCUUCAUCAGGAGAUUUCCAGGCUCAACGGCUUACUGGAGGACAAGAUGAGUGAGUGUGCAAGGCUGGGUAGAGAAGUGGAGGAGAUAAGGAGGCAAGACCAAGAGUGCAUCCAGACGCUGGAGCAGCAGGUCCUCAUCUAUGCAGAGGACUUUAAGUCGGAGCGAACUGACAGAGAGCGAGCACAGGGCCAGAUCCAAGACCUGAAGGACCAAGUUUAUCAAUUAAAACAGCAGCUACACAAACAGCAGGGAGCUAGCAGAGAGAACAGAGAAGUGGUUCCCAUGUGUCGUGUGCACAUAGGACACAGGAUCUCCUCGAGGCGCCAGAAGGACAAUGCAGAGCAUCUACUGAGGACCGCCGCUGAGACGCAGCAACAGCCUGCGGCCGCAGCGGAGAAGCCCAACCCCGCCUGGAACGAAUGCCCGGGCCUGUCAGAGUUGCAGUGCCCACGAUGCCAGGCCAAGUUCAACGACACGGACACUGUAGAGUACCUGAAACAUUGGGAAGAGUGUGCCAAACUAUAAACAGAACACUGAUUUGCUGACAGCAACUGAACACUGAUGAGCAGCACUACACAGCAGAAAAUGACCCGAGUGGAGUUUCCCGUUUGGAGAGGCUUGACUACAAAAACGACUGACUUAAGAUGUUUGUACAUAGGGAAGCAAAACUGCACAAUCCACAGUGCCCCUGUUGCAAGAGAAAUUAGUUCAUCAAGUCUCUCUAAGUCUGCAUAGUUUAAAAGAAAGAAAGUAUCAGAUUUGGAGCCCUGUCCUUUGGCCAUGCAGGAGAUUAUUGUGGAGGGGAAGAGGAUGUCAAUGCAAUAUAUCAAAUAUCAUAUACCUCAAUGUGUCGAAUUACAAACCUGUUGCACUUUCUUGACAUUCAGGCAGAAACUAAUCGUAGGAUCAUACGAGUAAAAGAUUCAUGAUGCAUAAGCUUCUUAUUGUGGAUCUAGACAACUAGUUGAUAAUGUGGUGCUAAUAGCAGUUUAUUUUUGAUUGAACUUUGCAUAUUCUGUAAAUUAUAUUAAAAUAGAUUUAAAAUGUAUAACUAUUAUAUUAAUAUUUAUUCUUUUUGCAUAUGUAAUUGGAAAAGGCAAAUCAUUUUAGUGCCUUUUUUUUCCACCAAAGCCAUAAAAGAUUUUUAUAUAUAUAUAUAUAUAUAAAAGUUUGUUUUGUUUUUUCUUCUUCCCGGUAAACUUUUGGGAUCAAAAAUGUUAAAUACAUUUCAACUGGAAAAAAUGAGAUCCACUUUUCGAAACAGUGUAUGUAAAGAUUCCCAACUGACAAUAUGCUUAUUUUUGGAUAUCUGGUGCUGUUUUUUUCUCAAACUGGCACAUUAUUUUUGUAAUAAAAGAUUGUUU
Xiphias gladius (swordfish) is the source of this 2545-nucleotide messenger RNA. RefSeq names its product TNFAIP3 interacting protein 2 (gene tnip2). The transcript has 6 exons. The record is from RefSeq and is a predicted model, not a curated record. NCBI's taxonomy places the organism in Eukaryota, Metazoa, Chordata, Actinopteri, Istiophoriformes, Xiphiidae. Gene Ontology annotation, biological process: regulation of transcription by RNA polymerase II; cellular response to lipopolysaccharide. The coding region runs from base 339 to 1706 and encodes 455 amino acids. Gene Ontology annotation, molecular function: K63-linked polyubiquitin modification-dependent protein binding.